AUGAAACAAAUUAAAUUGGAUGUUUUUUAUGUUCACAGUUCAAACCAACUCACAGAAUUGCCUCGAGAAGUAUGUUUGAUGCCCUUGCAAGUACUUCUACUGCCAGACAAUCUCCUAACUAGUCUUCCAAAGGAAAUUGGAAAGAUGACCUCAUUAGCUGAAUUAGAUGCUUCAAAUAAUAGGCUCACACAAGUACCUAUGACUCUGGGAGACUGCGCAGGUUUAAGAUGCUUGAAUCUUAGUAAUAACCAGCUCGGUUUAUUACCUUUACAAAUCACAUACCUCCGGCUCGAGCACUUAGAUGUGAGCUGUAAUUGCAUCUCUUCACUUCCAUUAGAGCUACGCAAUAUGACCACAAUUAUUACGUUAAAUCUGGACAAUAACCCCCUAGUCUCCCCACCUACUACAAUUUGCAUGCGCGGGCGCGUGCACAUAUUCAAGUAUUUAGAAAAUAUGGCUAUUAAAGAUUCUAUACCCGCUCACAGAAGAGUGGAUGAGACCAGACGAUCGACAAAACACACAUCGUACAUCGGUUCACCAACUAAUAGUAAUCAUCAAAUAACAUCUGGUAACGCUACUAUUGAUUGCUUAAGGCAUAAGCCGAGGCAUGUAGUUGAUAGCGGAUACUGUACAGAUGGCAUGGAGAAAAGGUGGUCGAAUGAUGCAAGCGGUGAAGGUGGAGGAUCAGGCCGUUCAACACCCAGCACACCUUCGACCCUCUCACCAGGAGCCGCCCUGUCGCGCGCGCAGUCCCUCUCAAGCGAGACGCCAUUAGCGCCCCUCACGCCUAUACUCACUGGCCUCCGUAUAUCACCCGAAGGGAAUUCAAAUGGCGAGGAUAAGAGUAAAUUAGCCCAUCAACAAACAUACAGACAAUACAAAGAAGCCCUAAGACAACAACGACAACAAGAUGUCUACCGACCCCGAACAGAGCAACCUUCUCCCGAAUUAGAUUCCACUCCACACUCCCAAAACCAAAGUCCCAUACAUUUUCAAAAAUCCCCCCAUUCACCCAUAAAUGGGUAUAACAUAUCCCCAUACACCCGAUCUCUAUCUAAUAACGGCUCAAACUCCCCCAACGCCCCAAACACCCCCAGCUCCCCCAUCCUACACUCCACCCCCCGAAGAUUUCAGACCCAGAACGGUAAUCCAGAAAAACCGGAAGAAACCAAACGGCCUGUCCAAAAAGUCGUUCCGUCACGAAACGUUAACAAAAUAUAUACAUCAGUCAACGGUAAUGUCGACUAUACACGCGUUAACGGAUCAGAAACUUACACGAAACCUACGUCCCCUACAAAAUCUCCGAUAAAUACGUAUAGUAGUCUUAAGUCUAACAUACCAAGGACAGUGAACGGCGAUGCAAAAUUGUUAACGACGUCAGUUGCGUAUUUAAAGGGUACAGGUUCGAAGCCGCCAAGCAAAAUAUGGAAUAAGGACACGCCGCCAGAUAAGUUGAGCUUCACUAUGAAGAGGGAGUUUGAUAAGCAGAAGGAGGAGUUGGAUCUGUUGCAGCAGUUGAGAACGAUAAUAGAGACACGCCUGAAGAUGUCGCUGCCGGAGCAGCUGGCGCCGGUGCUGGCGGACGGCGUGGUGCUGUGCCACCUCGCCAACCACGUGCGCCCGCGCGCCGUCGCCUCCGUGCACGUGCCCUCGCCUGCGCAGCCUAAACUAACAAUGGCCAGAUGUAGGAGAAAUGUGGACAAUUUCCUGGAGGCGUGUCGGAAAAUUGGCGUGGAAGAGGAGGACAUCUGUUCGCCAGACGAUGUGUUGGGCAUCGAGCGAGCGGUGCUCCCACUCGCUCGUACGGUGAUCGCCCUACACAUGAGCUCGCUCAAGGAUAUCCAACCUGAAUACAGCCGAGAUAUCACCAACCCUCAAGAAAACACCCAAAUAGACACCCCAAUGGACACCCAAAACAGCCCCGAAUUCGACACUAUAACAGUAAACUAUCGACGUAGAUACAGUGAGGAUAGAUUCAUAAGCAAUUUCAACUUUAAUGACCAAAAUUAUACGUUCGAUGAAACUGAGGAGUACCAGCUCAGUGAUAAUACAGAAUCCCCCCAAGUACAGUAUUCGCCGGUAUACACCAAUGAGCUAAGGAUUCGUGGACCUUAUUACCAUAAGAAUAAGAUUCAAUUUGUCACGCCCUUCUGUAAAGAUGGUGUUCUAAAAAGUGAUAAUUUUGAAAUAUAUGACACCGAUGAAGUCGACUUUCCGAUCGAGUUAAAUGAGAAUAUCGAUAUCGAUAGAUACGACAGAGACAAAAUGAACUUAGACAUUCAGACUAAUUACGAUAAUAUGGUCGAAUCUGCGAGUGACAGAGAGAAUAGGAUCUUCUACACUUGUCUAUGCCUCGGUAGCUUCGUCAUAUCGGCCAUCUUUCUUAUUCUAUAUCCUCUG
Messenger RNA from Brenthis ino (lesser marbled fritillary), 2400 nucleotides. Lineage: Eukaryota; Metazoa; Arthropoda; Insecta; Lepidoptera; Nymphalidae. The record is from the annotation of a GenBank genome assembly.